Monodelphis domestica (gray short-tailed opossum) is the source of this 7002-nucleotide messenger RNA. RefSeq names its product ciliary rootlet coiled-coil, rootletin (gene CROCC). The record is from RefSeq and is a predicted model, not a curated record. Gene Ontology annotation, biological process: centrosome cycle. Lineage: Eukaryota; Metazoa; Chordata; Mammalia; Didelphimorphia; Didelphidae. Gene Ontology annotation, cellular component: centriole; centrosome.
AGUAAGGAGGAGGGCAUCAUCCCUCUCUCUCUCUCUCUCUGUCUCUCUCUGUGUCUCUCUCUGUGUCUCUCUCCCCCUUCUUUCUCUCUGUCUCUGUCUCUGUUUCUGUGUCUCUCUCCCUCUCUCUCUCUGUCUGUCUCUCUCUCUCUCUCUGUGUGUCUCUCUCCCCCUUCUUUCUCUCUGUCUCUGUCUCUGUUUCUGUGUCUCUCUCCCUCUCUCUCUCUGUCUGUCUCUCUCUCUCUCUCUCUCUCUGUCUCUCUCCCCCUUCUUUCUCUCUGUCUCUGUCUCUGUUUCUCUCUCUCUGUCUCUCUCUGUCUGUCUUUCUCUCUGUCUCUCUCUUUCUCUCUGUCUCUGUCUCUGUCUCUCUCUCUCUCAGCCCGGGAAGAGGAGGGAGGGAGGGUUAAGUGCCAGGCUCUGCCAGCCCCCUCCUCCCCCCACUUGUCCCCAUGAGCUCCAGGGAUGAAGGACCACCGGUGGCUUCACCCAAGUUGGAGACAGUCAUUCAGAAACUGGAAAGCAGCCUCCUGACCUCAGAGGAAGAAAAGGACCUGACGGUGCAGGACCCCGGCCAGGACGGGGCGCCCUCCCGCCUGCCCGCCUGCAUCCGGGAAAUCGUCACCCGGAAUCUCUCCGAGCCUGAGAACCCAGAAACUGUUCAGACCCCAGAGAUGGCAUCCCUGCUGAGCCUCCAGGAAGAAAAUCACAUCCUGCAGCAGGAACUGUCCCGGGUUGAGGACCUCCUGGCCCAGAGUCGGGCAGAACGGGAUGAGCUGGCCAUCAAGUACAACGCCAUCAGUGAGCGGCUGGAGCAGAGCCUUCGGCUGGAGUCCGGGGAGCGGGAGCCCUUGGGGUACGGGGUGCUGGGCCAGCAGACCUUGGAGCUGCGACGUCAGCUAGAGGAGGAACAGGCCAACUACAAGCGCAAACUACAAGCCUACCAGGAGGGGCAGCAGCGCCAGGCCCAGCUGGUGCAGAAGCUACAGGGCAAGGUUCUCCAGUACAAGAAGAAGUGUGGAGAUGUGGAACAGCAGCUUCUGGAGAAAUCUACAGAGCUGGAGCAGCAGAAGUUAGCGGAGGAGGAGCACAGCCAGGACCUGGAGAAUGCCCUCAUCCGGCUAGAAGAGGAGCAGCAGAGGAGUGCCAGCCUGUUGCAAGUGAAUGCCAUGCUUCGGGAGCAACUCGACCAGGCCAGCGCCGCCAACCAAGCCUUGACCGAUGACAUCCGCAAAGUGACCAGCGACUGGACCCGCAGUCGGGGGGAGCUGGAGCAGCGCGAGGCCGAGUGGCGGCGGGAGGAAGAGUCUUUCAAUGCCUACUUCAGCAAUGAACACAGCCGGCUGCUUCUUCUCUGGAGGCAGGUCGUGGGCUUCAGGAGACUGGUCAGUGAGAUGAAGACGUCCACAGAGAGGGACCUGUCCCAGCUGGGCAUAGAGCUGGCCAGGACCUCCCGGACUAUCCACUCGGCCAGCCUGGGCUUGAGCGGGAGCCUCCGGCUGGCGGAGAGCAGCAGCGAGGCGGCCAUGGAGAAGGCAGCCCUGCUGCGAGCCCAGCUGGAGGAGCAGCUGCGGGACAAGGUGCACGACCUGAUUCAGCUCCAGGUGAAGAGCGACCUGGAGAAGGCCGAGCUCAGCUCCAGAGUGCACGAGUUAACCUUACUGGUGGAACAGCUUCAGAAGCAAAACUCCGAGAAGGACCGAGCCAACGAGGCCCUGACUCAGAAGGUGGAAGCCUUGGAAGCCGUGCGGCUCCAAGAGCAGGCGGCCAUGGAGGCGGAGGAGGUGGAGGCCCUGAGGACUGAGUCCGAAGUGCUCCAGCAAACCCUGCGGGACCUGGCCCAGGCUGUCCUGUCCGACACAGACAGCGGGAUCCAGAUGGGCGGGCUGGAGCGCACCCCCGAGACCUCAGAUGGCAGUCUGCGCGGCCUCUCUAGCCUGCGCACCCCCUCCCCGCUCCGGCGCUCUUCCCCCCGCCCCAGCGGCUCCCCUCGCCCCAGCCUAUCCCCGGCCUUCUCUGACUCGACCCUCGCCUUGGUCCACUCUGCCUUGCACAAGAGACAAAUGCAGGUCCAGGAUAUGCGAGGGCGCUAUGAGGCGAGCCAGGACCUUCUGGCCUCCCUGAGGAAGCAGCUGGCGGACAGUGAGGCUGAGCGCCGGAGCCUGGACAAGCAGGUGCUACAGCUUCGGGAUUCGGCUGAUGGUGCAGCCCAGGCCAAGGAAGAUGCGCUUCGAGAUUUGCAGAGACUGCGCAGUGCCCACGACCUCCUGAACAGCGAGAAGGACGGGCUGGUACGGAGCCUGGCGGCCAUGCAGAUGCAGGUGGAGAUGCUGCAUCAGGAGAAGGAGAAGCUACAGCUGGCCCAGGAUGAGCUCCAGAGGCAGAGGGACCAGCUGGAGGAGGAGAAGGAGGACAUCGCUCAGGACAGAGAGAGAUUCCACAAGGAAGCAGACCGGGGGUAAGACAAACUGGAACAGCUGGAGGUGAAGAAGUCAGGGCUGUUGAAAGAGCUGAUCUUGGCCAAGGAGACCCUGAGCAAAACCACUCUGGCAAAAGAGGUGAUGGAGGCCGAGAAGAUGGAGGUGAUGGAGGCGCUGACCAAGGUGGAGGCCAGCAGGGCUGAGCUGGAGCUGUCCCUGAACAAACUGAAGGGGGAAGAAGUGUCUCUACGGGAUUCCUUGUCUAAACUCAGCGCCCUCAAUGAGGGCUUGGCCCAGGACAAGCGGGAACUCAACCAACUGGUCUCCCAGCUGGAGGAGGAACGGGGAACCCUCCUCAGCCAGAAGCGAGAGGCUGAGCAGGAGAAGGCGGCCACCCAGGAACAGCUGGCUCAGCUGGAGCAGGACAAGCUGGUGCAGGAGGCGGAGAGGCAGAGUCUGGAACACUCCCUGCAGGCUGCUGAGCUGGCGAGGGAGGCCCUGGACCACCAGCUGCCCUCCCUCCAGAAGGAGCGUGCCCAGCUAGAAGAACAGCUGGCACAGCUGUCCAGACAGCUCGGAUCGCAGCAGGAGGAGCUGCAGAGGGCUCACAGAGAUGGGGACCGGCAUAGCGAGGCGCUGGAGCGGGCUUUCCGGGAAAUGGAGUACCUGACCAAGGAGCGGGCCAGCCUGCUGGUCCAGCUGACCACCUGCGAACGGGAGAACCGAGCCCUGACCGAGGAGGUGGCCGGCCUCCGCUCCGAGAAGGACACUCUGGAGACCAGCCUGUUUGAUGCCCAUCGGCAGCUCAGCCAGAUGGAGGCGCGCCGGGAGCAGCUGGAGGCUGACGUGCAGGGCUUGUUGCUGGCCAAGGAGACUCUGACCGGCCAGCUAGUGAAUCUGCGGCGGCAGAUGGAGACGGAGGUGCAGAAACUUGUGCGGGACAAGGAACUGCUGGCCCAGCAGCUGGUCCAGGCGGAGCAGGAGGCCCAGGCCACCCUUCGAGGAGAACAGGCAGCCCACGACGAGGAUGUAGAGCGCCUGCGUCAGGAGAAGGAGGUGGCCCGACAGGAACUAGAAGCAGAGCGGACUGAGCUCUUGCACCGCCUGAACCAGGAGCGAGAGGAGCUCUUAGCUCGACUCGAAGCAGAGAAGGAAGAGCUCAGUGAGGAGAUCACUGCCCUGCAGCAGGACCGGGAUGAGAGCCUCUUGCUGGCUGAGAAUGAGAAACAACAGGCCCUGUCCCUGAAGGAAUCAGAGAAGACAGCUCUGUCCGAGAAGCUUUUGGGUACCCAGCAGAGCCUGGCCAACAUCUCCAUGGACCUGGAGAGGCAGAAACGAGAUGCCUUGGCCCGCCAGGAGCAGGACCGGAGCACCGUGAACGCCCUGACGUCCGAGCUUCGGGACCUCCGGACUAAAUUUGAGGAGGCCAUCAACAACCAUGAGCGGGAGGUGAAGGCUCUCCAGGAGCAGGCCCGGGACCUGGGUCGACAGAGAGAAUCCUGCCUCAGAGAGGCUGAGGAGCUGAGGACCCAGCUCCGGUUGUUGGAGGAUUCCCGGGACAGUCUCCGGAAGGAGCUGCUGGAGGCCCAGCGGAAGGUCCGAGAGGGACAGGAGGGGAAGGAGGCCCAGCGCCAGGAGACCCUUGAGCUGCGCCGUAGCCUGGGUGACAGCACCAAAGAGAGAGAGGCCUUGAGGCGCUCCAACGAGGAGCUAAGAGCCGCUGUCAAGAAGGCAGAGAGCGAGCGGAUCAGCUUGAAGCUCGCCAACGAGGACAAGGAACAGAAACUGGCUCUGCUGGAAGAGGCUCGGGCAGCCUCGGGCCGGGAGGCGGGAGAACUGCGGAUGGGGCUGCAGGAAGUCGAGCGGUCAAGGCUUGAGGCCCGGCGGGAGCUGCAGGAGCUCAGGCGCCAGAUGAAGAUACUGGACAGUGAAAAUGCCAAGAAGACCCAGGAGCUGGUGGAACUGCAGGGCCGGGUGGCCCUGAGUCAGCAGCUGGAGAAGGAGGCCCGGAGGGAGGCUUUUGGCCUCAAGCAGAAGGUUCUGAAGGGAGAGGUCGCCCUGGAUGGGACCAAGCAAGAGCUCCUGGCGACUCAGAGGAAACUGUUGGAGGUGGAACACGGGUUCCAGGCCCGAGAGCGAGGCCUCUUGGGCUCCCUGGAGGAGUCUCGGGGCUCUGAGAAGAAGCUUCUGGACAAUGCUCGGAAUGUAGAGCUGAAGCUAGAGAGGACGCAGGCUGAAGCUGGGGAGCUGGGCCUCCGGCUGAGUGCCUCCGAGGGCCGGAUCCAGGGCCUUGAGAUGGAGCUGUCCCGCAUUGAUGGGCAGCGGCGGGACGCUGAUUUCCAGCUGAACAGUCUGCGCUCAGCCCUACGCCGCACCCUGGGCAUCGGAAGGGUCCCCAGCCCUGCUUUCCGGGGCUCCAUAAGUUCCCCUAAGAGGAUCCCUUCUCCAGCAAGAGGGAAUGGGGGGUCACCUCCAGAGGGGUCCAGUUGCUCCAGCUCCCCCGAACGCAACCGUCACUCCUGCGCCACCUCCCCUGAGCCCGGGGCUUCCCCACCUCCCAGCGUCGUGGACCUGGACCCCGAGACGGUGCGGACUGCCCUGAGGCAGUUCCUGAAGGAGCUCCAGGAUGCCCAGCGAGAUCGGGAUGAGCUGCGGGUUCGAGUGAGCACUCUGAAUCGACAGCUGGCCGACUCCGAGAGAGCUCGGGACACGGCCACCACCCAUGUGGAGCAGCUGCAGAAGCUGGUGGUUGAGUGUGAGGAAGGGCGGCGCGGGGCAGACGGGCGGCUGAGUGGGGCCCAGGCAGCCCUGGCGCUCCGGGAGGAGAGUGUCCGCCGGAGCGAGCGGGAGCGCAGGGCCGCCCUCGACCAGGUGGCCACCCUUGAGAGGAGCCUGCAGUCAGCCGAGAGUGAGCGUCAGGCUAGCCAGGAAAAGAUCAGCAAAAUGAAGGCUAAUGAGGCCAAGCUGGAGAGUGACAAGCGGAGGCUGAAGGAAAUUCUGGAUGCUUCCGAGAGUCGGGCCACCAAGCUAGAGCUGCUCCGGCACUCCCUGGAGGGUGAGCUGCAGCGCAGCCGCCUGGGGCUGGGGGACCGUGAGGCCCAGGCACAGGCCCUCCGAGAUCGGGCAGAGAACCUGCAGAGACAGCUGGCAGACAGCGAGCUGAAGGCCGGGUCCCUGCAGUUGACGGUGGAUCGGCUAAACUUAGCAUUGUCCAAGGCGGAAGACAACGAGACGGCUCUCAAAGAGAAGGUGCAGAGCCUGUCUGCCUCCCUGGCGGAGAACAGCUGCGCCAUGACCUUAGCUCAGGACAAGAUCAUGAAUCUUCAGAAGUCCCUGACGGCCAGUGAACAUGACCGCAGGGUCCUCCAGGAGCGCCUAGACGCUGCCCGCCAGGCCGUGGCAGAGGCCAAGAAGAGGGGCAGCUCCCUGGGGGACCAGGUGCACACCCUGCGCAGUGAGCAAACAGAGCUAGAGCUCCAGAAAACGGACCUGGAGGGCCAGGUACAGCAGCUGCAGGAGGGCCUGCAAAAGAUGAAGGAGGAGAAACAGCAGCUGCAGGAGCGCCUGACCAGCUUGCAGAAGUCCCUGGCCCAGCUGGAGGGUGAGAAGCGGGAGGCCGAGCGCUUGGCUCUGCGCCUAGAGAAGGACCGGGCUGCCCUCAAGAGGACUCUCGAUAAGGUGGAGCGUGAGAAGCUGCGGAGCCAUGAGGACUCCAUCCGGCUGAAUCAUGAGAAGGGCCUCUUGGACCGCUCGCUCACUGGGGCCGAGCAGGAGCUCACGGAGGCCCAGAAGCAGAUCCAUCACCUGGAGGCCCAGCUUCUGGAGCUGGAACAGGGUCAGUCCCUGCUGGAGACAGGUGGACAGACCCAGCUGGAGCUGCAGCAGGAAUUAGAGAGGCUUCGAGGGGCCCAGGCCCAGGCCGAGAGGACUAUGGAGGCCCGGGAGCGUGUUCACCGGCAGCGUAUCCGUGGCCUUGAGGAGCAUAUCUCCACCCUGAAGGAACGGCUGCAGCAGGAGAUUCGCAGGGCCCCCCAGGGCUUCUCUCCGUCCUCACCAACAUCUAUUCCCCCUGGAAACUGAGUCCCCCCUCGUCACCCCAGACCUGAACAUUGCCUGCCCCUGGCCCAGAGGCCCCAGAGCUUGGCAGGGGCUGUUGGGGUCCCGGGCAGGGCGUGGGACAAGAGAGGCCGGGGAGCACGCUAGCGGUGCUCAGUGGCACCGGCUGCCUCGGGGUCUCCCUGCACAGGGACCCCGCAAGGGGAGCUACAGGCUUCUUGCUCGAGCGUUGAGAUCACGUGAUUCUGCGGCCGUUGGCCCUCUGCCGCGGGGCUGUUGGCAACGGUCCCGAGGUCGGCUUCCCCUGCCCAUGGGUCAAGCCUGUUUGUUCCGGUCAGUCAGGGGUCGUGAAGCGCUCUGUUCGGGGUGGGGGAGCCCCUCCGCCCCCUGCCAGUGCCCCCCUCCCGCCUCCCUACACACCCGCCCUGGCCAGGUGACCGGCCUCUCCCCCAUGUCAAAGUCCUGAGGCUCACGGGCCUGCCAAGAGAAAGCCCAUCUGCGCGUCUUUGAGGAAAUAAAAGGAGAAGAAAAA